Otolemur garnettii (small-eared galago) is the source of this 5423-nucleotide messenger RNA. RefSeq names its product telomerase reverse transcriptase (gene TERT). Gene Ontology annotation, molecular function: telomerase RNA binding; telomeric repeat DNA binding. The record is from RefSeq and is a predicted model, not a curated record. Gene Ontology annotation, cellular component: telomerase catalytic core complex. The coding region runs from base 1 to 3396 and encodes 1131 amino acids. The transcript has 16 exons. Gene Ontology annotation, biological process: telomere maintenance via telomerase. NCBI's taxonomy places the organism in Eukaryota, Metazoa, Chordata, Mammalia, Primates, Galagidae.
AUGCCGCGCGCGCCCCGCUGCAGGGCUGUCCGCAACCUGCUGCGCAGCCGCUAUCGCGAGGUGCUGCCACUAGCGACGUUCGUGAGGCGCCUGGGGCCCGCGGGCCGGCGGCUCGUGCAGCGUGGGGACCCGGUGGCCUUCCGCUCGCUUGUGGCCCAGUGCCUGGUGUGCGUGCCCUGGGGCGCGCGGCCGCCGCCUUCUGGCACCUCCUUCCACCAAGUGUCCUGCCUGAAGGAGCUGGUGGCCAGGGUAGUGCAGAGGCUCUGUGAGCGCGGCUCCAGGAACGUGCUGGCCUUCGGCUUCGCGCUGCUGGACGGAGCCCGCGGCGGGCCGCCCGUGGCCUUCACUACCAGUGUGCGCAGCUACCUGCCCAACACGGUGACCGAGACGCUGCGCGGGAGUGGCGCAUGGGGGCUGCUGCUGCGCCGCGUUGGGGACGACGUGUUGGUUUACCUGCUGGCGCACUGCGCGCUCUACCUGCUGGUGCCUCCGAGCUGCGCUUACCAGGUGUGUGGGCCGCCUCUGUAUGAGCUCUGUGCCUCCACCGAGGCCAAGCCUGCCGCGUCCCCCAGACAUCGACCCAUGCGUCGCGCGGGCGAGACACGAAGGGGGCCAGGAUCUACACGCCACUCCUGGAACCGCAGUGACGGGGAGGCCAGCGUAGCUUUGGACCUGCCAGACCGUGGUGCGAGGCGGCGUCCGGGCAGCGCUGGUGGAAGUCCUCCUUCAGCCAAGAGACCUAGGUGUGAACCGGCCUGUGAGCUGGGACCAGGACGUGAGGGGCAGGCCACCCAGGCCUAUCCAGGCAGUGUGCAUGGGCCGAGUGACCGCAAUCCCCGUGCUGUGGCACCCACCAGAGCCACCAUAGAAGCCACGUCUUCCAUUAGUGAUAGGUCUGAGAUGUGUCGCUCCUAUCCAUCAGUGGGCCGCGCGUGCCAGAUGGGCCUUACGGCCACACCGCAGUCACCGCAGCUUCCAAGUGUGCCUCAUUUCGGAAUGUACGCAGAGACCAGCCACUUCCUCUACUGCUCUGGUGACAAGGAGCGGCUGCGCCCCUCCUUCCUGCUCAGCUCCCUGCGGCCCAGCCUGGCCGGUGCCAGGAAACUCAUAGAGCACAUCUUCCUAGGCCCAACACCGCGGCGGGCAGGAUUGUCCCGCAGGCGGCAUCGUCUCCCACAGCGCUACUGGAAUAUGCGGCCCCUGUUUCGCGAGCUGCUUGGAAACCAUGCACGGUGCCCCUACGGCGCGCUCCUCAGGACACACUGCCCGCUGCGGGCUGUGGCCACCACUGCUGCAGGUGUCUGUGCCACCGAGGAGGAUGCAGACCAGAGGUACCUGGUGCGGCUGCUCCGCCAUCACAGCAGCCCCUGGCAGGUGUAUACAUUCCUGCGCGCCUGCCUGCGCCGCGUGGUACCCGCCCGCCUCUGGGGCUCCAGGCACAAUGAACGCAGGUUCUUGAGAAACGCGAAGAAGUUUGUUUCCCUGGGGAAGCACGCCAGGCUCUCCCGGCAGGAGCUCACCUGGAGGAUGAAAGUUCAGGACUGUGCCUGGCUGCGCAAGAGCCCAGGGGGCUGCUGCGUUCCAGCCGCCGAGCACCGUCUGAGGGAGGGAGUCCUGGCCACACUCCUUCUCUGGCUGAUGGGUGUGUACGUGGUGGAGCUGCUCAGGUCGUUCUUCUACGUCACGGAGACCACGUUUCAGAAGAACAGGCUCCUCUUCUACCGGAAGAGCAUCUGGAGCCAGUUGCAGAGCAUCGGGGUCAGGCAGCACCAGGAGAGGGUAAAGCUGCGCGAGCUGUCAGGAGCAGAGCUCAGGCAGCGUCGGGAAGCCAGGCCAGCCCUGCCCGCAUCCAAACUGCGCUUCAUCCCCAAGCCCAGUGGGCUGCGGCCAAUCGUGAAUAUGGAUUACAUCGUGGGCACCAGAACAUCCCGCAGAGAGACAAGGGCUCAGCGCUUCAGCACCAGCAUCAAGACCUUGUUCAGUGUGUUGAACUAUGAGCGGACGCGGCGCCCUGGCCUCCUGGGGGCCUCCGUGUUGGGCCUAGACGAUAUCUACAGGGCUUGGCGGGCCUUCGCACUGCGUAUGCGGGCCCAGGAUGUGGCGCCUGCACUGUAUUUUGUCAAGGUGGACGUGACGGGGGCCUAUGACACCAUCCCCCAGGCCAGGCUCGUGGAGGUGAUUGCCAGCGUCAUCAAGCCACAGGAGAACACCUACUGUGUGCGCCGGUACGCUGUGGUCCGGAGGACUGCCCACGGACAUGUCCGCAAGUCCUUUAAGACACAUGUCUCCACUGUUGAGGACCUCAAGCCAUACCUGCGACAGUUUGUGGAGCACCUGCAGGCGACCAGCUCACUGAGGGACGCCGUGGUCAUUGAGCAGAGCUCCUCGAUGAACGAGGCAGGCAGCAGCCUCUUUGACCUCUUCCUGCUCUUGGUGAGGAACAGCGUCGUCAGGGUCGGGCGCAGGUACUUCGCCCAGUGUCAGGGCAUCCCACAGGGCUCUGUGCUGUCCACGCUCCUCUGCAGCCUGUGCUACGGUGAUAUGGAGAACAAGCUGUUCCCCGGGCUGCGGCGAGAUGGGCUGCUGCUGCGCUUGGUUGAUGAUUUCCUGCUGGUGACUCCGCACCUGACCCAGGCAAAAGCCUUCCUCAAGACCCUGGUCAGGGGUGUCCCCGAGUAUGGCUGCGUGGUGAACUUGCAGAAGACUGUGGUCAACUUUCCUGUGGAUGACGACAGCCUGAGUGGCGCGGCCUUUGUCCAGCUGCCAGCCCACUGCCUGUUCCCCUGGUGUGGCUUGCUGCUGGACACCCAGACCCUGGAGGUAUUUGGUGACUACUCCAGUUAUGCCCGGACCUCCGUCAGAGCCAGCCUCACCUUCAGUCCCGGCUUCAAGGCUGGCAGGAGCAUGCGUCACAAACUGUUUAGGGUCCUACGGCUGAAGUGUCACAGCCUCUUUCUGGACUUGCAGGUGAACAGUCUCCAGACAGUUUGCAUAAACAUGUACAAGAUCCUCCUGCUUCAGGCCCACAGGUUCCACGCCUGUGUGCUCCAGCUGCCAUUCAGCCAGCAAGUCCGGAAAAACCCUGCAUUUUUCCUGCGGAUCAUCUCUGACACAGCCUCUUGCUGCUACUCCAUCCUGAAAGCCAAGAACGCAGGGAUGUCACUGGGGGCCAAGGGCGCCUCUGGCCUGCUUCCCUCCGAGGCUGUGCAGUGGCUCUGCCAACAAGCCUUCCUGCGCAAACUGGCUCGUCACCGCAUCACCUAUAAGUGUCUCCUGGGGGCUCUCAGGACAGCCCAGGAGCAAGUGCAGUGGAAACUCCCUGAGGCCACUCUGGCCACCCUGGAAGCUACAGCUGACCCAGCCCUGACCAUGGACUUCACAACCAUCUUGGACUGACAGCCCCACCCCACACUGGCACGAGAGGACAGCGCCAGCAGCUGCCACUCCCGGCUCUGUGCCCAGGGCGGGGCUGCUCACACCCCAGAGGGCACCCUGGGAGGUUCUGACCACUCUCCUCCACCGAGGACUGUGCUGUGAAAGGGAGGGGGGCUUGUGCUGAGGUCCUCCUUCCCAUGAGGACCCAGCCCCUCCCUGCUGUCCUUGGGAACAGCCUAACAGCUGAGACAGAGCAGUGGGGGUUGGGGUUCGUGUUUCAGCCUUUGUUGGCCAGGAGGGGCAGACGAGGACCUUGGCUCUGAGCACCUUGGCUCUGAGCACGGGGCCUGCCCCCAGGAGGGGGUCCACCUGAGCCGCAGUGUCAAAACCUGUCGCCCUCACCCUCAGGUGGUCUUGGGAAACUUUCCUGCCUUUGCACCAGCCAUGCUGCCAGGACUGGUGCCGUGCAGGGCAUAGCUCCUUCCUGUGGCCACACUCACCCAGAAGCAGCACCCACCCCCACCUGCCACCACUCAAGCUGUGCCCAAAGUCCACUCCUAAUGGAAAUUUCCCUGAAAGCAGAGGCCAUGUCCACACCAGCCCCUGGAUACGCCCUGCCCUGUGGCCACUCAUAUCCCUUCUUUUUCCAGUUGGGUGAACCCAGUCACCCCAGCGGCCGCUGCUGCAGCACUGCCAGCCCCUGGCCUGGGCUCAGCUGGUCCCAGCACCCGCACCUCACUGGGGACCCCAACACAUAUCUCUGUCCUCCCAUAACCCCCCAUCAGACCUGCUGGUGUCCCCCCAUCUCCUUCAGCACUGCUCCACGACCUAAGUGAAGACAAUGAUCAGGACCCUAGAGGCUCUGGGGCUGUGGAGGUAACCUGGCUCCCCUGCUCAGUGGGAUCCUGUACUGGCAGAGGCUCUGGGUGAGCCCAGGGACCUGCAGCCCAGGGAAGGGUGUGGCACCUCCGGGUCCUUCAGUCUCAGACAGGGCCGCCUGUUAGAGCCCUAAGUGCACCAAAAGCAUCUUCAUGCAUUUAUGGAAUUGGGUGUGUGAGUGAGGUGCAGCCUGGCUGGGAUCCAGGGUGUUUUCCAGUGAUGUGAGGCACUGGGGAGGUGGGCAGGGGCCCUGAAGGCAGUGAGUCCAGGACUGGAAACAAAGGGCCAGGGCCAACAGGUGCUUAUCACUACAGACCCGGCAGGCUGGGGCAAAACCAACCUUUACAAAAUCUGGGAUUCCUCCUAUAAGCACUCAGUCCAGGUCAGAAGUCAAGUUUCUCUGGCAGCUACUUUGAGUGGACUACAUGAUUUUGAUCUUUAUGGAGAGUUCUGACUGGUGGGGCAGCAGAGGGCCAUGGAAACAACAGGGCUUCUGGGGCAACAAGCCCACCACCCAGUUUGUUCUGUCCUGCCCUCCGGACCAUGGUGGUCACCAGGCAUACCAUAGAGCUGGACAAACAUCCUUCAACAGACAGAGCCAGAAGGACCAGAAACAGGAGGGGUGGCCCAUAAUUUAUGGGCUUGGGCAGUAUGAAGCCUGACUGAGCCAACCACUGAGACACAUAAGUGCACAAUUCUGGGGACGCUGAACAUGUCCUUGAGUGGCUCAGUUGUGGCCUGGGUCCCAGGAGUGUGCUAGGGAUGGGACUCACUGCCCCCGCAGCCCAUGUACACCCUGUGCCUGGGUAGGGGUAUCAAUUUCUUUGCUGUUGCUAUCCAAGGGACUGAGGCUGCUAGGUUUAUGGCAGGCCUAAGUCCAUAGGUGCUAAGGCAGCUGUGAGGAGGGGCCUGCUGUGGACAUUGGGUAAAGGACACUCGGCCAAAGGCUAGGGCAGGGCGCCAAGGAGCAGCAUACGCUGAGCUUGCUGCCUGGUGCAGUUGGACCCGCCCCUGGCCUGGGCCUACUGUCUACAAGCCCCAGAGUCCUGUGUCUCCGGUGUGUCUUGUGGCAGUUUUAUUGAAUAUCACUUGUAUUUUUACUGAAGUAUUGAGCCCUUGAAAAAGGUAUAUGCUUUGAUGUGGCCUAACUCACAAACUCUCCAAAACCA